GGGAGCAAGGAGCCGCUGUGCCAGACCGAGAAGUGCUGAAAAGAAGCCCAAACUUUGACGGGAAGCCACUUUGGGGCUGAAUGUGACGUGUGAAGAUGGCCAAAGUCAAUACUCAAUACUCCCAACCUUCCCUGGCCCACCCUUCAGUAAAGACUAUGGACAGAGAUCUUGAUCACAUUGAAAAUGGCCUCAGCAGGCCUCCCUCACCAUGCUCAGACACUGCUACACUGCAGCAAGGGAUCGCCAUGGAGACCAGAGGACUGGCUGGAUCUUCAAGGAGCUCCUUCACAAGCCAGGGACCAGCCAGGGUGGCACGCUUCAUUAUCUCACUGCGAGCAUGGGCCGCCAGGCACGUACACCAGGAGGACCAGAGACCUGACUCCUUCUUGGAUCGUUUCCGUGGAGCUGAGCUUAAAGAGGCAGCCAGCCAGGAGAGCAAUGCCCAGUCCAACCCAGGUAGCCAGGAACCACCAGACCGAGGGGAAGGAGGGAAGAAAGAUGCCAUUGUGGUAGACCCCUCCAGCAACAUCUACUACCGCUGGCUGACUGUCAUCGCCCUGCCAGUCUUCUAUAACUGGUGUCUGCUUGUGUGCAGGGCCUGUUUUGAUGAACUUCAGUCUGAGCAUCUGAUGCUAUGGCUGGUCCUGGACUACUCAGCAGAUGUCCUCUAUGUUGUGGACAUGAUGGUGCGAGCCCGAACAGGUUUCCUUGAGCAAGGCUUAAUGGUAAUGGAUACAAAGAGACUGUGGAAACAUUACACCAAGACUUUGCACUUCAAGCUAGAUAUCCUGUCUCUUGUCCCCACUGACCUGGCUUAUUUAAAGUUGGGUAUAAACUACCCAGAACUGAGAUUCAAUCGCCUACUGAAGUUUUCCCGACUUUUUGAAUUCUUUGACCGUACAGAGACAAGGACCAACUACCCCAAUGUGUUCAGGAUAGGGAAUUUGGUUUUGUACAUCCUCAUCAUCAUCCACUGGAAUGCCUGCAUCUACUUUGCCAUUUCCAAGUUCAUUGGUUUUGGGACAGACUCCUGGGUCUACCCAAACAUCUCCAAGCCAGAGUAUGGGCGCCUCUCCAGGAAGUAUAUUUACAGUCUCUAUUGGUCCACCUUGACCCUGACCACCAUUGGUGAGACCCCACCCCCAGUAAAAGACGAGGAGUAUCUCUUUGUGGUCAUAGACUUCCUGGUUGGCGUUCUGAUCUUUGCCAGCAUUGUGGGUAAUGUGGGCUCCAUGAUCUCCAACAUGAACGCUUCAAGAACAGAGUUCCAGGCCAAGAUUGACUCUAUUAAGCAGUACAUGCAGUUCCGCAAGGUGACCAAGGACUUGGAGACACGGGUUAUCCGGUGGUUUGACUAUCUAUGGGCUAACAGGAAGACAGUGGAUGAAAAGGAAGUGCUCAAGAACCUCCCAGACAAGCUGAAGGCUGAGAUUGCCAUCAAUGUGCACCUGGACACCCUGAAGAAGGUCCGCAUCUUCCAGGACUGUGAGGCAGGACUGUUGGUGGAGCUAGUGCUAAAGCUCCGUCCCACUGUGUUUAGCCCUGGUGAUUAUAUCUGCAGAAAGGGGGACAUUGGGAGGGAAAUGUAUAUCAUCAAGGAGGGCAAGCUGGCUGUGGUAGCUGAUGAUGGGGUCACCCAGUUUGUGGUCCUCAGUGAUGGAAGUUACUUUGGGGAGAUCAGUAUCUUAAACAUAAAGGGGAGCAAGUCAGGGAACCGCAGAACAGCCAACAUCAGGAGCAUUGGCUACUCAGACCUGUUCUGCCUCUCCAAGGAUGACUUGAUGGAGGCCCUCACUGAAUACCCAGAUGCCAAGAAGGCUCUGGAGGAGAAGGGUAGGCAGAUCCUGAUGAAGGACAACCUGAUUGAUGAAGAUCUGGUCAAGGCCGAGGCAGACCCCAGGGACAUUGAGGAGAAGGUGGAGUACCUGGAGGCCUCCCUGGAUACUCUGCAGACAAGGUUUGCAAGACUCCUGGCUGAGUACAGUGCUGCACAGAUGAAGGUGAAACAGCGCCUCAGCCAGCUGGAGAGCCAGGUGAAUGUGAGGAGACAUGACUUCUCACCUGAUGGGGAGAUUUCCAAAGAUGCCGUAAAGACAGAGUGAAAAUCAAGUGGCUGUUUGCCUGCUGCCUCCCAGAGACAACUGUCAGUGCAACAUGUCUAUAGCUGCAUGACACGGGACUUAGCUGGGGUUUCAUCCUUUGUAAGUGGUGUGACUGCAGAGAUAGCCUGUUUCCACAUCUAAAAAAAUCGGACUUGUGAUGUUGACUGUCAACUCCAGUGAAGCACCAGGUUAGUGUGACGUCUACCCCCACAAAGAGCAGGGCUUUGGAACGUGUGAAGUCUCCUCAAUAAAGUGUUUGAAAGUAUGU
Messenger RNA from Nannospalax galili (Upper Galilee mountains blind mole rat), 2370 nucleotides. It is a transcript of the gene Cnga3, whose product is annotated as cyclic nucleotide gated channel subunit alpha 3. NCBI's taxonomy places the organism in Eukaryota, Metazoa, Chordata, Mammalia, Rodentia, Spalacidae. Gene Ontology annotation, cellular component: plasma membrane; intracellular cyclic nucleotide activated cation channel complex. The record is from RefSeq and is a predicted model, not a curated record. Gene Ontology annotation, biological process: monoatomic cation transmembrane transport. Bases 96 to 2102 code for a protein of 668 amino acids. The transcript has 7 exons. Gene Ontology annotation, molecular function: protein-containing complex binding; intracellularly cGMP-activated cation channel activity; intracellularly cAMP-activated cation channel activity.